AUGGAGGUCCGAAAAGGGAGGUUGUGUGAGCUCGACAAAUGGUGUACGCCUCCUAGGGGAAUGAUUAAACUCAACACGGAUGCUUACCUCGGGGAAGAAGGAUGGAUUGGAUUGGGUAUUGUAGCUCGUGAUUGUCAAGGGAAAGUAUGCUUUUCGGCUGUGCGUCGUACCAGGGCCUGCUGGCCCGCGGCUAUUGCGGAGUGCAAAGCAAUUUACAUGGCAGCUAGGAUGGCUAAGGCUCAUGGUCUCGCAAAUAUUAUUAUUGAGUCCGAUUCUCAGGUGGUGACUAAUAGGCUGACAAAUGAGACCCUCUAUUUUGCAGAUUUGGAUAACAUUCUAGGAGAUGUUCUUUCUUUAUGUAAUGUUUUUGAAUCAGUUAAAUUUCUUCAUGUCAAGAGAGAUGGGAAUGUUGUUGCCCAUCAUCUCGCUAGAGUAGUGCCUUUUGGAGUUGAACAAUGUUGGGAGAACCAUUGUCCUCGUGAAGUGGCUCCGUAUGUUUUGAUGGACACUUUGUCCUUGGAUUAA
Molecule: messenger RNA, 525 nt
Organism: Beta vulgaris subsp. vulgaris (sugar beet)
Lineage: Eukaryota; Viridiplantae; Streptophyta; Magnoliopsida; Caryophyllales; Amaranthaceae
Exons: 1
Coding region: 1-525 (174 amino acids)
Molecular function (GO): nucleic acid binding; RNA-DNA hybrid ribonuclease activity
Source: RefSeq, a predicted model, not a curated record